UACCUCGAGCCGGCUCAGAACGCGUCUUCAGUUGGUCCUCAGACCUAGGAAGAGUGCAAGCCAACCGUCUCCAGACCGAACUUCAUCGCCGAAGAGCCGACAGUUUCCAGCCCGCACAUCAUCGCCGAAGGGCCGACAGACUGCCAAGAUGCGCCCGCUGGUUCCCGUGCUGGCCUUCUGCCUCGCGUUCCUCCCGGCCGCUGUGAAGUGUGCUCCAACAGAAGACGAUCUCGAGGAUGAUCUAGACACGGUCCUGCCUGAUGCGAACGCGCACUCCAUCCAAACCCCCCCGAUCCCAGAGGAUUUACAAGAGGUCCUGGCUCACGAGCCGAUCCCCGAACCACCAGAUGGACAGGAAAUAGAAGAAGCUGACGAAUUUGAAGACCACGAGAUCAAGAAGAGGGCUGCCGGAAAAGACUGCAGCCAAGACUUUUUCUACUACAGGUGCCGUUGUCGUAUAUGGGCUAAACAAGGCUUCUGCACGGGCUAUUUCCAGCAAUUCAUGACAAUUUUUUGCCCGAAGUCAUGUGCACAGCAUUACGAUUUCUGCAUCAAGCCAGAGGAGACUUGUGAGGACGUCUGGCCUUCUUCCGACUACUGCAAAGACAUGUCCGAGACAGUUUCUGCCUCGCAUCCAAUUGCCGUAGAAUGUUGUCCCGAGACUUUCGACCUUUGCCCCACUCCUCCACCUCCUACUUCUCAACUGUCCGAAUUCGACCAAAACUGUUUGGACAACCACAACGCAAAGCGUCAAAUUCACAACACGCCUCCAAUGGCCUGGUGCGAGAAGUGCGCAGAGGAGUCCAAAAGGGUCGCCAUAAAGCUGAAGAAUCGUUUCGUCAGGAGCGGGUUCAAAGUUCACCCUCUCAAACACUCCACUCGGAGGGAGCGGACCUGGGUUGUGGAUGGGAAGAGCUGUCAGCACGGAGAGAACAUGUACUGGACGUUUAGCUCUGCGCCGAGCUGUACCGGGGAGACUAGGUACGAAAACUGCAUUGAGUCCUGGUACGAGGAGCUGGGAAUCUACAAAAAUAAGCGGAGGGGCGGACGUCCUGUUAAGCGCAAAGAUAUCAGCCUUUACGGCCACGUAACCCAGAUGCUGUGGAAGGCAUCCACCGGGGUUGGGUGUGCGAGGUCCGGCGAUGGACCCAACAACAUCCUGGUCUGCAUGUACGAGGCCAGCGGCAACUUGCUCUCCACCACGCAGUUCAACCGGAAUGUCAAUGUCGAUCUUUAAACCACACGUCUACGUCACAUCCGGUCCGACAACGACGACGAUUAUGAUCUAUGAUGACAAGUAAUACUAGUGACAUAAGACAGAAAUUAUAUGCGGAAGUUGUAUAGCUCUAUCCCCGAAGAUAGGUUCUUUCAAAACAGUCUUACGUAAGUCUUACGUUGUUAGAUAAUAUGUUCUUGUUGCUAUGUAUAUGAUUAUAACAGUGACAGUACCCCCAGAAUGUUCCCACCUUUCUAUGUUCCAACUGUGGCUGGGACUUCCCUGUUAGGAUAGGACAGAUUAGACAAGACGCUGCCCACAGACAUAACACCAGAGUGCUAGAAUUAUCUAUUGAGAUGAAAGGAUGCCUAACUACUAAACAGUUAUGUUCUAACAAGUUUGCCUUAAAUUUCAGAACUUGUCUUUAGUCAGCGAUAUGUCAUGGAGCUACAUUAUAACUAUCUUAACCCGAUUUACAUAUCAGUCAGACAACGAGCCAGUAACUUUGUUAUGUUUAACGUUUUUUCUAGUUACUCAUAUGUAAGUGUUUACUCGGCCUGCCAGAAAAGUGAUGGCUGUCACUCGAAACGGCUAAAGUAAUCUCCGUAAUUCAUCCGGUAAUACAGUCUGACUUGUUCAAUGAUGAUAAUCUUAUCGCAAUUGGCUUGUUGUCUGUUGACAAUCAAUUUUCUUUUGACCAUUUAAACCGUUUUUACUGUUAUCUCGCUUUGUGUCUUAUGGUAUUAAAGAUGAGCACUCGAAGAAUUGUGGUGAAGGUGACUCUUUGAAAUCUACAUCAUGUACAUUUUAUUAUGUUAGAAUGACUAUCGUAUUCAAGACAUGAAAUAAAAUGUGAAAUUACCGUUCCG
This is a messenger RNA of Branchiostoma belcheri (Belcher's lancelet), 2085 nucleotides long. RefSeq names its product protein PRY1-like. Gene Ontology annotation, cellular component: extracellular region. The transcript is spliced from 9 exons. NCBI's taxonomy places the organism in Eukaryota, Metazoa, Chordata, Leptocardii, Amphioxiformes, Branchiostomatidae. The record is from RefSeq and is a predicted model, not a curated record. The coding region runs from base 149 to 1237 and encodes 362 amino acids.